AUGUCGUCGCACCGGUACCCCGAGGAGGUGCCUCCGGACGUCGCCCCGGUGGCAAAUGUCCCCGACUUGGAGCUACCCAUCGAAGACGAGAAGUUUGACAAUGUCAUCCGAGGAGUCGUGGAUCUUUACCAACCUCUGCCCCCUGUAGAGGAUGCGCCGGAAGAGCAGAACCCGUUGACGAUACGAGCACUAGUAGUUGGGAUCGUUCUGGGUUCGCUCGUAAACGCGUCCAACAUCUACCUUGGCCUCAAGACAGGCUUCCUGUUUGGUGCUUCCAUGUUUGGCGCCAUCUUCGGGUUCGGUAUCGUCAAACUGCUCACCAAGAUCUUUCCGAAUGUCGCGGUCUUGGGAGGACCAUUCGGUCCCAAGGAGAACUCGAUUAUACAAGCGACGGCAGCUGGAGCUGGAGGGUUGGGAGGAUUGUUUACCGCAGCGCUCCCUGCCAUGUAUCAGCUCGACCUCAUGUCGGAGAAUCCCAUUGACGAUUUCCCAAAAAUCCUCACCCUGACACUUGUUUGCUCAUUCUUCGGACUGUGCCUUGCCAUACCACUGCGAAAGUUCUUUAUUGUGAACAUGGCACCAACUGCUGCGGCUGUCACCAUCCAGUCAAUGCAUGCAGCUCAUAGCAACGCCGCCGAUGCGAUGAAACGGAUCAAGGCACUUGGCUACACGUUUCUGGCUGCUUUCACGCAGCGCGUCGUGUCUUACUACGCAGUCGGUAUCUUGUACGACUGGCACGUGUUUACGUGGUUCUUCAUCUGGGGAAACUACAACAACGCGGCGAUCCAAGUAGAGAACUGGGGUUGGCUGAUCGAAUGGACACCGGCGUUCAUCGGCAGCGGCAUGCUUGUUGGCAUGAACACUGCCGUGUCUCUUUUCUGCGGCACCUUGUUCGCCUGGGGCAUCCUCGGCCCAAUCCUGGUGCACUACGGCAUCUGCGCCGGGCAGGAUCUGGCCCCUGAAAGCGAGAGGUGGCACGCAUACGUCACUUUCGCAUCCAUGACUGAUGUCGACCAGGCCGGAUACGUUCCUUCGCCACGGUACUGGUUCCUCUGGCCGGGGGUUGCCGUGCUCGUCUGUUACUCACUGGCAGAGCUCCUCGUUCAUUGGCGGAUAUUCUACCACGGUUUGAAGUAUGCUUGGAAAAAUACCAAGGCGAUCGAUUUCAUGAAGAAGAAGGGCGGCCGAAGCCGGACAUAUCUUCAAAGCCAGCCAAAGCGACAAGCAGUCUUCGACGAGAAUAUCUUCCGCGAGGAUCCCGCCAAGGAUGAAGACCAGGUCCCCGCGUGGAUCUGGGGAGGGGGCGCCUUGGCCAUGACUGUUGUCGCUUGCAUCAUUUCCGAGACUCAAUUCAGCGUCAACGCCGGGCUUGCCAUACUGGCGUCGAUAUUCGCUGUCAUCUUUGCCUUCCUGGGGAUCCACGGCGCAGGCGUUACGGACAUUGCUCCACUCACGGCUAGUGCCAACGCCAGCCAGCUCGUGUUUGGCGGCAUCACGUCCGGCCAGGGGCUGACGAUCCCACAAGCUCAGAGCGUGAACCUCAUUGCUGGUAGUAUCGCAUCGGGUGCUGCUGAGAUGUCUCAGGAGCUGACCUCGGACUUCCGAACUGGCUUUCUAUUGAGAACACCGCCGAAGAAGCAAUUCUACGCCCAAGCAAUUGGUGCUGUCGUGGCAAUGUUUCUUGCCCCUGGUGUCUUUGUACUGUUUAUGUCGGCCUACCCGUGCAUUAUCCGUCUGGAUGAGCACCGGACCUGUGCUUUCUCCGCGCCUUCAGUCUCAGCGUGGCGGGCAGUCGCUCAGGCAGUCACCGGCGACCUCGACCUCCCCCUGUCGUCCGGCAUCUUCGCCUGCGUAUUGGGGGCCAUUACUAUCGUCCAAGUGAUAUUGAAGCACAUACUCCUCGUUGGCGGUAGACAAAAGUACCGUGAGUACCUGCCCAACUGGAUGGCCAUUGGUAUCGCCUUCGUCAUCCCACAGACCGUCUAUAGUACCGCGACACUCAUGGGGGCCGUAGCCAGUUGUGUGUGGAUGAAGAAGAAACGCAUCAGCUACGAGACCUAUUGCUAUGCUGUUGCUGCGGGCUUGAUUGCGGGUGAGGGCUUGGGCGGAGUUGUCGGCGCUGCCCUUCAGCUCGGUGGCGUCGGCGGUAGCGUAUAUGGUACUCAGGUUGGAUGUCCAUUGGACUCAUGUUAG
Molecule: messenger RNA, 2193 nt
Organism: Neoarthrinium moseri
Lineage: Eukaryota; Fungi; Ascomycota; Sordariomycetes; Amphisphaeriales; Apiosporaceae
Exons: 3
Coding region: 1-2193 (730 amino acids)
Cellular component (GO): fungal-type vacuole membrane
Molecular function (GO): oligopeptide transmembrane transporter activity
Source: RefSeq, a predicted model, not a curated record